Messenger RNA from Sphaerulina musiva SO2202, 936 nucleotides. RefSeq names its product kinase-like protein. The transcript has 2 exons. Lineage: Eukaryota; Fungi; Ascomycota; Dothideomycetes; Mycosphaerellales; Mycosphaerellaceae. The coding region runs from base 157 to 936 and encodes 259 amino acids. The record is from RefSeq and is a predicted model, not a curated record. Gene Ontology annotation, biological process: protein phosphorylation. Gene Ontology annotation, molecular function: ATP binding; protein kinase activity.
CUGGACAAGUAUAUCUUAAAGCACUCGCACGCAGUGAGGAUUGACCAGCUCAAUCGUCACAAGUCCGACGGAACGCGUGCUUUCAAAGUCCCUUGCGAUGCGGACUUUGCAAAGAACCUUAUACCUGCACACCCGAACAUUGUAGUGGUGCACGCAAUGUACGAGGACCAAUAUGCACCCGGCAGAUUCUAUAUAUACAUGGAAUUUUGCGCAGGAGGCGACCUCAACGGGCAAAUCUCCUUCUGGAACGUUCACCGCAACGUCCCAACUCCUCGCCUGUUCCUAUACCACAUCGUCGUCCAGAUGUUCGAGAUAUUGGCAUACAUCCACCACGGCCUCCGACACGACCACGACGGGAUAUAUACACAAGACAAGAAUCACCAGGCUGUGGUCCACGGAGACCUCAAACCUGAGCAAUUCUUCCUGUCCUGGUCCGCAGGCAAGCUCGUCGGAGGAAUGCCAACCCUCGUCCUCGGAGACUUCGGCCACGCCAAACUCUUGAACGACCCCAACCCCAGAGCCGGCGCUGGAACUAUCGGAUGGCUCGCACCAGAGCAGCAAGCCCUGUGCGAUCUCUGGCAAAGCGCACGGAUCGGAUGGUUCGACGUCGGCGCCAAAAGCACUCCGGCCUCGGAUAUUUACAGCGCGGGCCAAGUCCUCUACUACGUCGCCGUCCAACAGAGUAUCCGAGAAGACCGAACCUGGCGAACAGGAGCAAACGAGGAGCUUCUCAAUUUGUCGAUGGAGCAUGGCUUGAAGGACAUCGUCUAUAGCUGUCUUCGCGUGAACCCUUCAAAGAGAGCUUCUGCCUGUUUUGAGGAACGUCACAAUGGAAUCCUGGAUACGGUGAGUCGUAUGAGGAAGGCGAGGGAUAACUUGAUUCUACGGGGAGACAACUUGGAGGAUCCGAGGAAUUGGGCAUAUCCACCGAGGUAA